Pungitius pungitius (ninespine stickleback) is the source of this 1632-nucleotide messenger RNA. RefSeq names its product cilia- and flagella-associated protein 157-like. The record is from RefSeq and is a predicted model, not a curated record. NCBI's taxonomy places the organism in Eukaryota, Metazoa, Chordata, Actinopteri, Perciformes, Gasterosteidae. The transcript has 8 exons. Gene Ontology annotation, cellular component: cilium; ciliary basal body. Bases 271 to 1632 code for a protein of 453 amino acids. Gene Ontology annotation, molecular function: microtubule binding.
GCAUUCCCUCAACAACGAGUCUAAUACGAUAUAUCAUGUUAUAUCAUCUUAUUUUAUCUUAUGUUACAUUAAACUAUAUUUUUAAGGUCAGAAUAGUUUUAAAGUGUUAACUUUCCCACCAGUCCCUGAAGGCAGCGUUCCCUAGCAGCAGAUGCACUCUAGUCAGCUUCUAGGACAUUUUUCUGUGAACCUUCUUUGAAAAAUGCCCCAAUAAAUGAGUCGAUAUAAACAAAGAUAAGCAAGAAAUUUAGAGUUUAAGAUAAAUAUACAAUGAUGGGAGAUAUAAUCGGUUCAGACGACAAAGAGAAGUUGAUAUAUUCGAUGCAAAUUAAAUAUCUGGAUCAGCAGUUGGAGAGGCUUCAGCUCCGGUGUGACGAGCUGGAGCAGCACAACCAAGACCUGGCCUCCGGCUGCGUCGCCAUGACGACAGACAAGGCGGACGUCGCCGGGUACUUGAAGAUCGCAGCGGCCGAAGCUCAGGUGAAGCUGGCGGAGCUGGUGGAGCUGGUGGAGAGCCAAUCGGCGGCCAGCGACCGAAACACAGAGGCCCUGAAGCUGCAGCACAGCCGGCGGGAGACGGAGCUCCAAGACCGGAUCAACAAGCAGAACUCAGACAACACGAAGCUGGCGGCAGCGUUGGAGGACCAGCAGGUGCUGGAGGAGCAGCUGACGGAGCUGACGGAGCAGCAGUGUGACGUGGAGGCGGUGAAGGAGAAGCUGUUGUAUCUGAGGGAGGAGCUUGAACUCACCGUCUUCACCUUGGAGGAGGACGCAGAGUCGGAGUGGCAGAAGGAGCUGCAGGAGAGGCGCUCCAUGGAGGAGGAGCAGAUGGAGAAGAAGAUCCAGAACACGGUCCAGGAGGAGAGGGCUCAGCACCAGGAGAUCCGUCAGAAGGUGUGGCUGCUGGUGGAGGAGGAAAGCGCUCUGCUGGAGGAGAUAAUCCAGCUGCAGCAGAGCGCCGUGGAGUCGCAGGUGGAGGACUCGCAGAGAGAGGUGGAGGCGCUCAGGGGGAGGAGCCUGGCCUGCAGGAAGGGCCUGGAGGAGAUGAGGAAGACGAGUCACCAGCUGAAGGUGAAGCUGCAGGAUGGUGGCACCACCAACGAGAGGCUGCAGCUGGAGGUAGAGGCUCUCAGACACCUCCUAACCCAAACCACCGAGAAGGAGCGCCAGAGGACAUCGGAGGCCGAGGAGCUGAGGGCGGAGCUCCGGAGGGGGAGGAGCAGCAGGAGGAGCCUAGAGGCCGUCCUCCAGGAAUCAGCCGUCGUCCUCAGCCACACGCUGAAGGCCUCGGUGGGGACCUCCAGCUAUCGGGGGGAGAUGCUGAGGCUGCUGGAGAUCCUGCAAAGCGCCGCCCCCCACGGACCAGGACCCACGCCCGAGGAGCUCGACAGAGGACAGAGACCUCAGACCAGAACUCAGACCCCUGAUCCCUUGUUCCUGAUGGCCUGCUACAGACCAGGUGACCUGGGCCUCGUGCCCCGCCCCUCAUGGAAACAAGACCCCGCCCUCCCUGAGACUCCGCCCCCUCCCAGCAGACCUGUGAGGAAGGAUUCCUCGUACAUGAGACACGUGUCCUCUCAGAACUCUGCUCCCCGUCCCUCAGGGAGCUCUGAGGGUCCAGAUCAUGAAUGA